Messenger RNA from Anopheles cruzii, 1815 nucleotides. RefSeq lists its product as uncharacterized. NCBI's taxonomy places the organism in Eukaryota, Metazoa, Arthropoda, Insecta, Diptera, Culicidae. The transcript has 3 exons. The record is from RefSeq and is a predicted model, not a curated record. Bases 1 to 1815 code for a protein of 604 amino acids.
AUGGCGCGGCCACCAGCGCUGAGGAUCGGCCGGAAGGCGCAUAGUGCCUACCUACGCCAGCUACUGGUCUGUCUACUGCUGAGUGCGGUUUUGGUCUCUGGAAGUCGCGGAACCUCCAGACGAUCGAGAAAACAUAGUCACCUGUCGGUAGCACCGCCACGAUGGCAAUCCCGGGCACUGCUGGAAGGGAUUCCUAGUGCGGCCAACGAUUUGCAGGUGUCCAACGUGAAGCCUGCUCCUUUCUCCAAACCUGGCGGCGCAGGGCACACCGGCGGUGGGUCCUUGAAGCGGUCCUACUAUGUGCCCACGGUUACGAAUCUGGAGAACAAACUGCAUCACUUCAUCAACAACCUCAAGACCGGGAUCGGUUCCUCCAAGUUGGCGCACGCCGUCAAUGGGGUGACCUCUUCGUUGCAGCAUUCGCUAUCGGCGCCGGGUGCCGUGUCCAACCUGCUGAAUGGGGCAGCGUCCCGGCCAUCGGGACUCCACAGUGCGCCCGGCCACUAUGGGACGGCCAACGAGCUCCGUUACGGCCAGCCGUUCGUCAGCAAGCAGGUGGUGGGUCACUACAAAACCGGCCCGGAGUCGAGCGGUCACAAGGGCCACGGAAAGCGUGGACGACACUCAUCGUCGGCCGCUUCACCGGCCAAAUACGACUCGCUGAUGUCGGACCUGGGCAUCUCGGGGUACAAACACUUCGAGAACGCCGUCAUCCGGGACCUAGAGCGACGCGAGGAGCUGAAGGUCGAGGCCACCAUCCACACGCUGUUCCCGGACGACGACGGCGACUGGCAACCGAUCUCGCCGAACCGGAACCCGAAGGGCGUCCUCGAUGCGGCCAGCCAACACUCGGAACCGCAAGUGGUAACCGUAUCGCCGGACAAGCGUCGUCCUCAGCACCACAGCACCAGUGUGAAGCCGCCAGCGAAAUCGAAACCAUCAACCGGCGGGACAUUGAAGUCUACCGUGUCCACAGCUCCGCCCGGACAGAAACACCGCCCCAAGGUGCGCGCACCGAAAGAGCGCACCAAGUGCUGGAACUGCGUCUCGUCCACUUCGUCUACCACCAGCGGGACGACGAAACAGUCGUCGCAUCAUCACCACCACCAGCACCACAGUAGCCCACCACCCAAGGUACCGCUGGGGCCAAGAAACGAGUCCACCCAUCCGCGGUACGGACCAACGUACGAUGCCACCAUGUUCUACGGGGCCGACGGUAAGCAACCGGCGGGGAUCGUUUCCGGCGCUCUCGCUCAGUCGUACAGCAACGUCGAGGUACACUACAAUCGCACCCUGGCGCCCCCGUUUGCGGCCAGCCCCUGGACUCAGCCGCUCGGGCCCUCGGGACUGCUCCAGGAGCUCAGCACCCAGCCGGCGCCACCCGUCACGACGUUUGCCGGACUACCGUCGGACAUCGGAACGAGCGUGCCGCACGUGGGGCCAAGUUUCGCGAAGAAAAGCUUCUCGAAGCUCGUCCCAAAGUUGGGCCACGGUGCAGACGGUACGACCGGAACCACCUCGACCACCACUCACAAGCCGACUGGUGCCUCGCCAGGAGGAACGAAAGGUACGACGUCGACGACGAAGAAACAAAAAGCGUCCCACAAGCACACGGAACCGACCGGUUCCGGUCACCGAAGGUUCCCUCCGGCCACCUCAGGGAAGGGUUCCACCGGUGGCGACAGUUUCGGUUCCGGCUCGGUCAAGCACGAGCAGCGCGCGAAGAAGAAGUUUGACCCCAAGUACAGCCGGAACCGGGGUUCGAUCAAGUUCAAGGACGCACUAAAGCAGAACCCGGACCAGAUCUAUCGGUGA